Messenger RNA from Rhodamnia argentea, 807 nucleotides. RefSeq lists its product as uncharacterized. The transcript has a single exon. Lineage: Eukaryota; Viridiplantae; Streptophyta; Magnoliopsida; Myrtales; Myrtaceae. Bases 1 to 807 code for a protein of 268 amino acids. The record is from RefSeq and is a predicted model, not a curated record.
AUGGGUCAACCGGUGGAACAAUUUCUCAAACCGAAGCCAGCUCGGUUUGAUGGUGCUGGAGAUCCAGAUAUGGCACCUCAAUGGAUCGAGAAGCCGGAGAAGGCCUUUGAGGUUCUUGGAUGCACCGAUGAAGAAAAGGUGACCCUGGCGGCGUACCGGUUAGAGGGUAUCGGAGAUGAUUGGUGGAAGGCCACCGGAGGAAGAAUAUUUCCCGAGGGCGCUGCUCUCACUUGGACCGCCUUUACCGAGGCAUUUAAUGGGAAGUAUUUCUCGGAGAUCGCUCGGGAGCGGAAGUUGGUAGAGUUCCAACAACUUCGCGGGAACCAACUAUCAAUCGAUCAAUAUGAAACGGAGUUUGCUAGGCUGUCAAGAUAUGCACCGAGGAUGGUGGAGAACCUAAUAAACAAGGCGCGGAGAUUUCGAGAUGAACUUAGGCCCGACCUUCGUAGUCGGAUGAUUGCACCGAACUUGAGGACUUGUGAAGAAAUAUAUGAACGAGGUCAGAUGAUUAAUGGAGACAUGAAAGAAAGGGUCGCCGCAUCUAGUUCGCGGUUUGCUCAUGUCGGGGAUAAUCGUCAAGUUGGCAAGAGGCCAAUGGCGGGUAAUAGACGCUUCAUCCCUCCAAUCCGGAAGAACAUUGGGAAGCUCAUCCAUCGGACCAACCGGAAUUGUCGCCUGUGCCGCAGAAGGCACAGGGAAUGGACCCCGCCCGAGCGAACGGGCGAGUGCUUCAAGUGUGGCCAGCUGGGCCAUCAUGUAAGAAACUACCCAAGCCAAGCUCCAGGACCGCGAUCGCAAGGACAGUGA